AUGACGACACUGAGUGGAUUGUCGAAGAAGGAUUGGACGUAUCAGUGUCAUCUGAUUAUUCAAGAGUUCUUUGAAAGCCCAAAGCAUCUCGUGCUCUGCAUAUACUACGAGGAUAAAAGGAACGUACCAACGGCCUUACUGUAUUUCCCGUCAACACCGGUACACGAGCUUUGUUACUUCUUACGGAAACCUAACGAGAUAUUUCGCUUGGAGAAUUUCCACGACAGCGUUGCGUUUGGCUCGUUCAAUGGUAACGUCGAAGCUUACAUUCUCGGAGUUAUUCAAAAUGCUCUGGCGCCAAUAUUCUUUAAGAUAGACUCCUGGCCCGACAGUGACUUUCACACGAAUAUGGACGCUUUUCUACACAACUUGACCGAUCUCACGUACAAAAUGCUGGGCUUAACUGUGAUAUAUGUACCAACCUUCAAUAAAGAUCUCACUGUCGAAAAAGCCAGCGCUGAUAAGGAGUUGAUCAAACGGUUCGAAACUGUGGUGACUUACUGGACCACUCAAAUCAAAUUGACCCUUAUCGAUGAGGAAGAAACCGACCUGCACGAGCUUCUCUCCCUUGAUGACGAAUACGAAUUUUGGAUCUACAGAUAUGAUAAUCUCUGUGGAUUAAAUUACCAACUUCAGAAGUCUACGGUUGAUCGUAUCGUAAAUGUAUUAUUGGAAACUCAGUCAACUUACGUGCGUCAAUUUUUGACGCUACGAGAAGAAAUACAACAGAAAAUGCUCGAAGCAAAAUCGAACAUUGAGUAUUUGACACUUCUAAGGGAAUCUUGUGAGGAAUUAAAGCAAUGUACGAGACCAGGUGGGUUAGUUCCGAUUCUGCCAAAAAUUAUACAUCUCUGUAGAACGAUUUGGUUAAACUCGCCCUUUUAUAACACCACCGAGAAAAUGGCAAAUCUGUUUAGCGCAUUAAGCAAUCAGAUCAUUAUAAUUUGUGGGAACUUUAUCGAUCUUCAGCAAGUAUUCAAAGGAAAAACUCGUGCCAGUAUCGAAAUGUUCACCGAUUGUAUUCGUGCUUGCGAAGAUUAUAAGAAACAUUAUUUUCAAAUUUCAGAUGCCCAUAUUACUUGUACCGAACAUCCAUGGGAAUUAGAAGCCGAUUACAUUUUUCGUCAUAUAAACGUUUUUAUCGAAAGAUGCCAAGACAUGAUAGUCAUCUGCGAAGGGAUGAUAGAUUUUGCCAGAAUGGACGAAAGAACGAGCAUCCUAAGACCGACGUUUCCUGGAACCAAAGGAAAGGAACAUGGUAGAGCCUGUCAAAAAAUUGAGAGACUCUUCUUCGAAAGUUUCGAGAAAAUCGAAGCAAACUCUCAUAAAAUAUUCGACGUGUUGCACGUCGCUUGGAAGAACAUUAUGUCUAUCUUUCGCGGCGAAGUCAGAGAAUUGGAGAUAAUAAUCGAAAACUUGGUAGCAACCGUCUUCGUCGUCAUGAACAACGUGCAAGAAGGUAUCGAGAAUCUCCGUGGAUUUUACAAUUAUAUGAACAGAGAGAAACUACAGGAGCUCUUCAAUAAUAAGACUAUGGAGGUAUGGAAAAUGUUUAACGAUGAUAUUCAACACGCAAAGCAAGAUGUCUUAGAUAAAAAAGAAGAAUACUCAUCGAUGACGUCAUAUUAUUCCGGAAGAGCAUUGGCUCUAGAGCAAAAAGCUAAUAGCUUGCAAGCAACGAAAAAAAUGAUGGAAGAAGCUGAAUGGUUGCCCUACUGUGCUAUGAAAUUCGAGGUCUUCUAUCAGCAUGAUAUCGUGAUAAAAUCAAUCAAAGAUGCUAUAACCAAUCUCUAUAGUGAAUGGAUCGAAGCAGCUGGUGAAAAUCCACGCACUCGUUUAGAUCGAUCCUUGAUAAAGCGAAUGGAAAAAUCACCUUUAUUAUUCGAAUGUAAUAUGGACCCUUUUAUAUUAGAUCUUUGUCGAGAAUGCGAUAGUUGGAUUAAUCUUCUAUUCGACAUACCAAUUCAAAUGACUGUCAUACACGCCAAAAAGGAUACCAUUUUUUUCGUUUACGAAGGUGUCCUCGCAUUGAUUUACACUUACAAUACAAUCAUCGAAGCAUUGUCCGACAUGGAACGUGAACUGUUUCGAGGAUUAAUCCUACGACUCGACGGAAAGAUCAAUCCUGGCUUAAGUAGACUAACGUGGAAUACGGACAACGUCGAAAAUUUUGUCGAGGAUUGCUACAACAAGACCGCUAAAGUAUGUUUCAAACGAUUUCAAUAAUGUUAACUUAUAAGUGCUAAGUAUAGUCUUAAACGAUUCGUCGAUAUUUAUAAGAAAUCCAAUUUUGAGAUCCUUAAAAUAUGUGAGAAUAUUUGCAAUUCGCCGAUGAUCAAGUUAAAACCAAAUUAUGCGUACACCUUGUCAGAACUGCAGGAGGAACUAACAAGCGUGAGAGAUGCGGUUGUUGCCGAUAUGGUUACAAAGUACAACACGAUAGUUCAAUAUGUCAUGGUAGUCUUCGAGGGAUUCAAAGGAACUUUAAAGCAGUGGCAGGAAUAUUUGGACAAUCUAGAUGUACUGAUUGAGGAAGCACUGAGAUUCUGCCUUAAGGGUUCCAUGGAUAUUAUGUAUGAAGCCCUUCACGGAGACGGGACGACAGGACCAUCUCCUCUUCUACUGGUGCAAGUGGACUUGCUCAACAAUAAGAUAAACUUCUCACCAAACCUGUCGGAUAUUGCCACGACCCUGUCCAACGUUCUCAAUCACCUAUUUACACCGAUUAAAAACUUCCAACGAUUAAUUGAAAAAUUCAAGGUUUCCUCAUCUAAAGAAAUACAACCUCUUUGGAAGGUCUAUGAAAAGGACGAAGAUCUUAUUCGUUAUCAACAAUUGCUUAACAAUGAGACGAAUUAUUGUUUCUCUCAAGUACAAGCGUAUCUUAAAACGUGGGAACCUUUUAAGGACAUAUGGGAGGUCAAUAAGGACAUUUUCAUUCAAAGAUACGAGAAACUGAAGCCAACGGUUACAUCUUUCGAUUCGGACAUUAGCAGAUACGCGAACGUUGCAUACACUGUCGAGAUGCAAGAGACCGUGAUGAACGUACAUUUUCUCGAUAUAAAUUGCGAUGGUUUAAAAGACAUUAUUAUUCAAGAAUGCGCUGCUUGGCAACUGAAAUUAAGCACACUCAUGUUACAAGUAACCGAAAACAAAGUCAAACACGUCUAUCAAUAUAUCGCUGAAAAUUCGAAAAAAAUAACGAAGGAACCAACGGAUUUGAUCAGUAUGCAAUUCGCAAUACAGUUGUUCGAGAGACUUAACGCUGAGAUUCCAAAGGAGGAGGCAGAAUUUCCUAAGAUCGUAGAGUUCUACGAAACGUUGGAAAAAUACGAUAUACCGACUACGUUUGAAUUUAAAAGAAAAGUAAAAGACAUCGACCGAUCGUGGGCUGCCUAUUUGGAGCUACUUGUUUCCUACGAAGCAAUUUUACUCGAAAAGAAGGAGGAAUUCAAGAACGCUUUGCUUAAAGAUUCUACUAUGUUCCAUGAAGAUAUAAUGACUUUAGUUCGCAAAUAUAACGAUACAGGACCGUUUACGUCCGAAUGGCAAAUAAAUGAUGCAUUUACGUGGAUUAAUGUAUUUUAUAAAGAAAUACACUCAUUGAAGGAACGAGAGAAAAUGCUUAAAGCACACCUCACAGUUUUUGGCUUGAGUCAACCCGAUUCUUUGGAAUUGAUAAAACUUAAGGAAGUACGACUUGGGGAACUCACAAUCAUCGAGAUCGUAUGGAAACUGACUGCCGAGUGGAACGAAGCAUGGAAUCGUUAUAAGACCGAACAAUUUUGGAAGAUAGAAAUGGAAGAGAUGGACACAACUGCGAACGUUCUAUUUCGAAAACUCACGAGACUCUACAGAGAGCUUAAGGAGAGAAACUGGGAGAUCGUUGAGCACACGAGAUCAAGAGUGGAUAAAUUUCGUCGAACGUUACCACUAAUAACAGAUUUGAAGAAUCCAGCAAUGAGAUCUCGUCACUGGAGGAAAGUUAAAGAUACCGUAAAAAGAGAAUUCGACGAAAUGUCCGAAGAUUUUACCCUUGACGUUAUUGCCAAUAUGCAAAUGCAGAAUUUUGCCGAACAAAUCGCCGAGAUCUCGAACGCUGCAACGAUGGAACUUGAAAUAGAAAUGGGAUUGAAACGUAUCGCUGAAGUUUGGAACGUAAUGCCAGUAGAGAUGAUACCGUACAAGACUAAAGGUAUUUACAAAUUAAUGAGCAUAGACGACAUAUUACAAACACUAGAAGAUCAUCAAGUUCUCUUGUCUUCGAUGAAAUCGAUGAGAUUUGUCGAGCCAUUCGUAGUAGAUGUCGAUUAUUGGGAACGGGCCCUGUCUACGGUGGGGGAGGUUCUCGAAAUGGUGCUCAGCGUUCAAAGAAGCUACUUCUAUAUGGACAAUAUAUUCUCCAGCGAGGACAUUAGAAAACAACUUCCAAAAGAGACCGACGAGUUCGGCAAGUUGACAAGAUCCUGGGUGCAAAUCACGUCCCGCAUGGCGGACCAAGGAUUGGCUUUACCGACCACUCACGUUCCGCCCAAUUUACUCCAAGUUCUGAAUAAACUUAACGACAAGUUGGAGGCUCUGCAACGCGCUUUGGAACAAUAUCUCGAAACUAAGCGAUACGUAUUUCCAAGAUUCUACUUCAUUUCGAACGAUGAUUUACUUGAGAUACUCGCCAACUCGAGAAAACCAGAUCUCAUACAGCCUCACAUCAAGAAACUCUUUGAAAACAUAAAAUUUCUCACUUUAGGCAAGUCAUUAGCAGGUAAACCAUUAGCCAAUGGCAUGAAUUCCAGUGACGGCGAAUACGUUCAAUUCGUUCAUCCAGUUCUCCUCGAAGGUCAAGUAGAAAACUGGUUGUGCAAUAUCGAAGAAGCGAUGAGAGUGAGUUUGCGCGAGUUAUUGAAGCAAUGCAGAGGGGUGCUGCGGAAAAUGCUCGCAAAACGCGACAGGUGGGUAAAAGAGUGGCCGAGCCAACCAGGAAUUACGUCCACUCAAAUCCAGUGGACGACCGACUGCACCAGGACACUCAUGCACUGCAAAUUGGUGGACUCCAAGAAACCCUUGAAACGAUUAAAAAGGAAACAAAAUCAGGCGUUGGCGAAAUACUCGGAGGCAAUAAGAAGCGAUUUGAAUAAUUUGGAUCGGCUCAAGUUCAAGGCCAUUGUUGUAAUCGAGAUCCAUGCGAGAGACGUUAUCGAACGAAUGUACAAGAACAAUUGCAAAGACGUCGCCGCCUUCGAGUGGUUAUCACAGUUAAGGUUCUACUGGGAAAAAGACAUUGAAGAUUGCAUUGUACGACAAACUAAUACUUACUUUAAAUACGGAUACGAGUAUCUAGGAAAUUCAGGACGUCUCGUGAUAACGCCAUUAACUGAUCGAUGUUACAUUACUCUAACGACAGCACUUCAUUUGUAUCGAGGAGGAAGCCCUAAGGGCCCAGCUGGAACAGGGAAAACUGAAACAGUUAAGGAUCUCGGAAAGGCAUUGGGAUUUAACGUGAUCGUGCAGAAUUGUUCCGAAGGGCUGGAUUACAAAAGUAUGGGAAGGAUGUUUUCGGGUUUGGCUCAGACGGGUGCUUGGGGUUGUUUUGAUGAAUUUAACAGAAUCAAUAUUGAAGUAUUGUCUGUCGUGGCACAACAGAUACUAUCGAUACUAACAGCACUCUCUCAGAAACUCAAGAAAUUCGUUUUCGAAAGCAAGGAGAUAACAUUGAUCCAUACCUGUGGUAUCUUCAUUACGAUGAAUCCCGGGUAUGCUGGUCGCACCGAACUUCCGGAUAAUUUGAAAUCCAUGUUCAGACCAAUCUCUAUGAUGGUACCGGACAGUAGUAUGAUCGCAGAAAUCAAUUUAUUCGGAGAAGGUUUCCAGGAAACUCGUGUACUUGCUCGAAAGGUCUUCACCUUGUACACAUUAGCGCAACAACAAUUAAGCAAACAGCAUCACUAUGAUUUCGGGUUAAGAGGUAUAGUUACUUUGACUCGAUACGCCGGUUGGAAGAAACGUCUUUAUCCGGAUUUAGCCGACGAUGAGGUGAUCAUUCUUGCAAUGAAAGACAUGAACGUGGCUAAACUUACGUCAGACGAUCUGCCUCUAUUCCUUGGAAUCACCACCGAUCUAUUUCCAACCGUCGACGUGCCAACCGUAGAUUACGAGGAAAUCAUCGAUUAUAUUACUAAAGAGGCUAUCAAGUUGAAGCUACAACCGAUUCCAUCGAUAAUCACUAAAGUGAUUCAACUUUACGAGACGAAAAAUUCGAGACAUUCUACGAUGAUUGUCGGUGAUUCUAACACAGCGAAGACGGUCAUAUGGAGAAUAUUGCAAAAUACGAUAAGUGGGAUGAAGAACGAUGGAAAAGCGGGUUACAACGCCGUUCAUGUCUAUCCAAUUAAUCCUAAAGCACUGAACCUCAGCGAGCUCUAUGGCGAAUACAAUCUCUCGACCGGAGAGUGGCUUGAUGGAGUAAUAUCGUCGAUCAUGCGGAAGACCUGCUCCAGUGAAUCGCUCGAUGAAAAGUGGAUUCUCUUUGAUGGGCCUGUCGAUGCCGUUUGGAUCGAGAACAUGAACAGUGUCAUGGACGAUAACAAAAUCUUGACACUGAUCAAUAACGAACGGAUCACGAUGCCGGAACAAGUAUCCUUGUUGUUCGAAGUUGAAGAUCUCGGUGUAGCCUCUCCUGCCACCGUUUCCAGGGCUGGUAUGGUCUAUAACGAUUAUAAGGAUCUUGGUUGGCGUCCUCUCGUGAAAUCCUGGUUACAAAGUCACGAGCAAAAAGUUGAUUUCGUUGAACAGAUGAAGGAACUGUUCGAACGUUUUGUCGACCCAACGUUGGAAUUUAAGCGUCAGAAGUGCGAGGAACUCGUGCCAGUUCCCGAAUUAAAUUCCGUUCAGUCCCUUUGUAAGCUCCUAGAUGUAUUCGCCACACCCAAAACCAGAAUCGAACUUGGCAACGACGAAGAAGCGUUCACCACCGUUUGUAGGAUUUGGUUUCUUUUCUGMACAAUAUGGUCAUUGUGCGCCUCCGUUAAUGAGGAUAGCCGUCUAAAGGUGGACAAUUUUAUGAGAGAAAUAGAAGGAUCCUUUCCCUUGAGAGAUACUGUCUACGAAUAUUACGUAGACGUGCGUCAGCGUAGCUUCGUCUCCUGGGAAGAGAAAUUAUCACAGAACUGGAGGUUCCAACCGGGGACACCGUUUUACAAGAUAAUUGUCCCAACAGUAGACACUGUUCGUUACGAUUAUAUCGUGAGCAAUUUGUUAAUCAACGGUUAUCCAGUUCUAUUGGUUGGACCUGUAGGCACUGGUAAAAGUUCGAUUGCAAAAUCUGCUUUAGAAUCGUUGGAUAAUAUUAAGUACGGACUACUCGUGAUAAAUAUGUCCGCUCAAACAACAUCGAACAACGUACAGGAAGCCAUUGAGAGCAGACUGGAGAAACGCACGAAAGCGGUUUACGUUCCCGUCGGCAAUAAAACGAUGAUAACUUUUAUGGAUGACUUUAACAUGCCGAUGAAAGAGACGUACGGAGCACAACCACCAUUGGAGCUGAUCCGUCAGUGGAUCGACUAUGGAUUCUGGUACGAUAGACGUAAUCAAAAGAAAAAAUAUAUACAAAGGAUGCAAUUAAUAGCGUCCAUGGGUCCACCUGGUGGUGGUCGUAAUGUUAUUUCAAAUCGUUUAUUAACGAGAUUUAAUAUCAUCAACAUGACAUUUCCCAGCGAGAAACAAAUCGUUCGAAUAUACGGGACGAUGCUUAAUCAACAACUCGCUGACUUUCAUGCGGAAGUAAAGAGAAUUGCCGAUGGAAUAACGCUUGCUACUAUAACUUUGUAUAACAACGUUGUCUUAAAGAUGUUACCAACGCCCACUAAAAUGCAUUAUCUAUUCAAUUUGCGUGACAUAUCUAAGAUAUUCCAAGGUUUGUUACGAAGUCACAAGGAUUAUCAAUAUUCGGCUCAGACCUUUUUACGUUUAUGGCUUCACGAAACUUUUCGUGUUUUCUGCGAUCGUUUCAUCGACAAAAAAGACACAGAAUGGUUUCUUGGACAGAUAAGCGAACAGCUUGGUAAAUAUUUCGAGAUGACAAUGGCUAACGUAUGUCCGGAUAAAAAAAUUCCUCUUUUCGGUAACUUUAUGAAUGCCUGGAACAUAUACGAGGAUCUCGUGGAUAUUGCCGCCGUGAGACGCCAUAUAGAGGAACAAAUGGACGAAUAUAAUGCUUCUACUGGUGUAGUACGCCUCGAUCUCAUUCUUUUCCAGGAUGCGGUCGAGCAUAUAUGCCGCAUUGUCCGUGUGAUAUCUCAGCCCCGAGGCAACAUGCUGCUGGUCGGGAUAGGUGGUAGUGGCAGACAGUCGUUAUCCCGUAUCGCAGGUUACAUGUGCGAGCUGACCACCUAUCAAAUAUCCGUUACGAAGCAAUACAAAGUGAUGGAAUUCCGUGAGGACUUGAAGAAGCUUUACUCUAUGGCAGGGGUUGAAAACAAGCCGACUAGUUUUCUCUUCAACGACACCCAAGUGGCGGAGGAACAGUUUCUUGAGAUCGUUAACAAUAUGCUGAGCACCGGUGAAGUAGCCAAUCUCUACAAAAGCGAUGAAAUGGAAGACAUAAAAAUGCGUUUAACGAAAGACGCUAUAAAGGCAAACAUAAUCCCGUCAACGGAAUCGAUCUAUUCCUUCCUGAUCGAAAGAGUUCGCGCCAAUAUGCACAUGAUAUUGUGCAUGAGUCCGAUCGGGGAUGCCUUCAGGAACAGAUUACGGCAAUACCCAUCCCUGAUCAAUUGCACGACCAUCGAUUGGUUUCUGGAAUGGCCGAGGGAAGCUCUUCUCGAAGUUGGCAACAAGUUCCUCAUGAAUCUCAAUCUGACGCUCACUAUCACCGGCGAAAAUAAAGUGGAACCAAGACAAUCCGCGACUGCUAUUCCGCUUCCACCGUUGCAAGAACGGAUGCGGGAUGGUAUUGCAUCAACGUUUGCUUUGAUCCACGGUAUGGUCUCCCAAUUUUCCAUUCUUAUGAUGAACGAAAUGAAACGAUAUAAUUAUGUCACGCCUACGAACUUUCUUGAACUAGUCAUUGGUUACAAAGAAAUGUUGAUUGAAAAAAGAAAGGAAUUAGCCAAUCAGGCGAAUAAACUUCGCGGUGGCGUAUUCAAGAUCGAUGAUACUCAGGCGAAAGUCAAUGAGAUGGCCGCCGAGUUGGAAGUAACGCAAGAACAAGUUCAAAAAUCUACCAAAGAAUGCGAGGAAUUCCUGGUAACUAUAGUUAAUCAACGCCGUGACGCCGAUGAGGCACAAAAAAUGGUAACCGCCAGAUCCCUUCGAAUCGGUGAAGAGCAAAAAGAAUGCAAGAAGCUCGAAAAGAUAGCUCGUGCCGAUUUGGCCACUGUCGAACCAGCUCUAAACGAAGCUAUAAAAGCUUUAGAAGCAUUGAACAAGAGGGAUCUGGCAGAAAUAAAGUCCUUUGCCCGACCACCGGCGAAGGUUGAGAUGGUAAUGGAAGCGGUUAUGAUUCUUAAGAAUGCAGAACCAAGCUGGGCGGAAUCCAAACGUCAAUUGGGAGACGUGAACUUCAUUAACACUCUUCGCGAUUUUGAUAAGGAUCAUAUAUCGGAUAAAGUAUUGAGAGCAAUUACAAGGUAUACGACAAAUCCAGAAUUUGAUCCUGUUAAAGUAGGUAUUGUCUCGGUAGCCGCCAAAUCACUUUGCAUGUGGGUUAUAGCCAUGGAAAAAUACGGAAAACUCUAUAGGAUCGUUGCGCCAAAAAGAGAGAAACUCGAAGCCGCCUUGGAAUCUUUGCGGCAAAAGGAAACUGCUUUAGCGGAGGCUACGGCGCAACUGCAAAAGAUACAGAAGGAGCUUGAAAGGUUGCAGGAAAUGUACGACGCGAAGAUGAAAGAAAAGGAGGAUUUAAUCAAAAUGGCUGACUCGUUAAGGGUGAAAUUAGAUCGCGCGGCUAUGUUAGUCGAAGGUCUAUCAGGAGAGAGAAUUCGAUGGUUGGAAACAGUAGAAUCGUUGGGAGAGUUUUUCGAUUGGUUACUCGGUAAUUGUCUGAUAUCCACGGCUUUCGUGUCUUAUUUGGGACCUUUCGUGUCAAAUUACAGAGAGAAACUAUUCACGAUUUGGAUGAAAGAGGUAAGCGAGAAGGAAAUCCCGAUGUCGCCUAGACUCGACGUGAAGGAAUUUCUAGCUGAUCCCACGACGAUCAGAGAGUGGAACAUUCAAGGAUUACCUUCAGAUGGGUUUAGUACCGAGAACGGCAUCAUCGUGACGAGAGGCACUAGAUGGCCACUUGUAAUCGAUCCGCAAUGUCAAGCGAUGAAGUGGAUCAAGAACAUGGAAGCAAAGAAUUCUCUGCGAGUAAUCGAUUUUGGCCAAGCGGACUUUAUGAAAGUUUUGGAACAAGCGCUCCAGUUUGGCUGGCCGGUUUUGCUCGAAAACGUUGGGGAAACUCUCGAUCCAGUCCUGAAUCCGAUUCUGGAAAAAGCUUUUAUCAAAUCAGGUGAUCAAGUGAUGAUCAAGUUUAACGAUAAGAUGAUCACUUACAAUGCAAAAUUUCGACUGUUCAUCACGACGAAACUUUCGAACCCCCAUUACGCUCCGGAGAUAUCCACUAAAACAACGUUAUGCAACUUCGCCAUUAAGGAACAGGGAUUAGAGGCACAACUCUUGGGAAUCGUGGUCAGGAAAGAGAAGCCGCAACUUGAAGAACAAAAGGACAGCCUCGUCCUCACGAUCGCAUCCGGCAAACGGACGUUAAAGGAACUAGAAGAUAGAAUUCUCUAUCUUUUGAGCGAGGCCGGACCUAACCUUCUUGACGACCUGAACCUUCUCAAUACUCUGCAAACGUCUAAGGCUACGUCAAUAUCCAUUGCUGAAUCUUUAGUGACGUCAGAAGAAACCGAACGAGAGAUAGACACAGCAAGGGAAGGUUAUCGACCAUGUUCUAAACGAGCUUCGAUUCUUUUCUUCGUUCUCACAGAUAUGAGUUUAAUCGAUCCGAUGUAUCAAUUUUCACUUGACGCAUAUAUCGCCUUAUUUAUGCUAUCAAUCGACAAAAGUUCGAAAAGCAUAAAACUUAACGAGAGAAUUGAGAGCCUUAAUGACUAUCAUACUUAUGCUGUAUACAGAAAUACCUGUCGAGGAUUAUUCGAGCAACACAAACUAUUAUUUUCCUUCAAUAUGUGCAUUAAGAUAUUAGACGCUGAAGGGAAGAUAGUCCCUGGGGAAUAUACUUUUCUUCUUAGAGGUGGAAUCGUCCUGGAUCGAGAGAAUCAGCCGGACAAGCCUGUACCUUGGUUGCCUCCAGAAACUUGGGACAAUAUAACAGAACUAGACAAGCUACCAGGAUUUCACGGUUUGAUUUCAUCAUUCGAACAAUACCCGCGGGAUUGGCACAAUUGGUAUAUCAGUACGGAACCGGAAAAUAUUCCUCUCAUUAGCGAUUUAGAAGAAGGUUGUACAGCAUUUCAAAAAAUGAUGAUCGUACGUAGCUGCCGACCCGAUAGAAUGUCUUCAGCGAUCGUAAACUUUAUCGUACGAAAUGUAGAUCAAAAAUUCGUCGAACCACCGGUACUUGAUUUAAAAGCAGUCCUGGAUGACUCCGUAGCUCAUACACCAUUAAUUUUUGUUCUUUCACCCGGUGUGGAUCCCACGAGCGUUUUAAUGCAACUCGCAGAAAGCCAAGAAAUGACAGACAAAUUUAUAAGCCUAUCAUUGGGUCAAGGACAAGCACCUAUAGCAACAAAAAUGAUACAUAUUGGCGCAAAAGAGGGAUUAUGGGUUUUCCUAGCAAAUUGCCACUUAUCGCUCAGCUGGAUGCCGAAAUUGGACAAGAUUGUCGAGACCCUUGUCAGUAACAAAGCUUUGAAUCCAAACUUCAGAUUAUGGCUUAGCUCGAGUCCAACUCCUGACUUUCCUAUAUCAAUCCUUCAAGCUGGGAUAAAAAUGACGACGGAACCACCUAAAGGAUUGAAAGCCAAUAUGAAGAGACUGUAUAGCCUCGUCACGGAGGCCCAAUUCGACAUGUGCCAAGCAAAAUCCAAAUACAAAAAGCUACUCUUUGUUCUUGUCUACUUCCAUUCGAUUCUCUUAGAACGUAAGAAGUUCCAGCAACUCGGGUGGAACGUCAUUUACAGCUUCAACGAUUCCGACUUCGAGGUAUCAGAGAAUAUUCUUCAAGUUUAUUUGGACGAAUAUCCAGACACACCAUGGGAGUCCUUGAAAUAUCUUAUUGCGGGCGUUUGUUAUGGGGGUCAUGUAACUGAUGACUGGGAUCGCCGAUUGUUGAUGACGUACGUUCAACAAUAUUUCACUGACGAAGUUCUGACCACCCCUUAUUAUCGUUUGUCAUCACUGCCAACAUAUUACAUACCACGAGACGGUUCCUUGGAAUCCUAUCGUGAUUUUAUCAUGAUGUUACCAACCGUCGAUAGACCAGAAGCAUUUGGACAACAUCCUAACGCAGACAUAACAAGUCUUAUCAUGGAAACGAGAAAUAUGUGCACAACUUUAAUGAGUCUUCAGAUUCAAACGAUCAGUACCGAAGAAGAAGCGAAUAAGGAGGACAAGGUGAUACAAUUAACUACAGACGUUCUCUCGAAAGUACCAGGAAACAUAGAUUACGAAACAAUCUACCGAUUAAUAGGCCCUAGCAAGAAACCUCUCGAUGUAGUACUUCUUCAAGAGAUAGAUCGCUAUAACAAACUAUUAACGAAAAUCCGUAACAGUUUGAAAGAAUUGCAACGUGGAAUACGUGGUUUAAUCUUGAUGUCGUCAGAUUUGGAAGAGAUUUUUACGUGUAUGUACGAAGGAAGAGUUCCUUCACUUUGGCUGACCGCUUAUCCAUCCUUAAAGCUUCUCGGUGCUUGGACCAGAGAUUUGAUCAGCCGCAUUGAGCAUUUUGCUUCUUGGGCUGAGACCAUGCAUCCGCCUGUGCUCUUCUGGCUAGCCGCUUACACGUUUCCAACAGGUUUCCUCACAGCCGUAUUACAAACUUCAGCAAGAAUGUUGAAUAUAUCGAUCGAUACGUUAUCAUGGGAAUUUGUAGUUCAAACGGUCGAUGACUCUACCAUCAUCGAGCCACCUACGGAUGGUGUGUACGUGCGAUCAAUGUUCUUGGAGGGAGCAGGAUGGGACAAGAAAAAUGCGAUGCUUGUUGAACCUGCACCAAUGCAGCUUGUUUACGACAUGCCCGUGAUACACUUUAAACCAACCGAACGUCUAAAGAAAAAAACUAAAGGACUCUACACUUGUCCGACAUAUUAUUACCCUCAAAGAUCCGGCGAUCAAAGUCGUCCUGCUUUCGUUGUUGCGGUUGAUUUAAAAACUUUACCGGAAGAAACAGAUUUAUGGGUGACACGUGGUACCGCAUUACUUCUCAGUCUAACUGUAUAA
Molecule: messenger RNA, 13380 nt
Organism: Polistes canadensis
Lineage: Eukaryota; Metazoa; Arthropoda; Insecta; Hymenoptera; Vespidae
Gene: kl-2
Product: dynein heavy chain 2, axonemal
Exons: 64
Biological process (GO): microtubule-based movement
Cellular component (GO): dynein complex
Molecular function (GO): minus-end-directed microtubule motor activity; dynein intermediate chain binding; ATP hydrolysis activity
Source: RefSeq, a predicted model, not a curated record